AUGACUAAGAGAGCUCCACCGGGCCAAAUUUUCUCACAAAACUCCCAACUGAACUCUUUCCUCUUCUCCAGUUCCAACCAACACCAAAAGUCCAGUGUGGACCGAGACCAAGAAAUGAGAUUGAUCUUCGGUGCAUGCUGGAAGAACCCACUAAUAGGACCAGUGAAGAAACAACAAACAUCGCACCAAACAGACUCUAUCAUGAUGAGAUUCGCAUUAGAACCGGAAUUUUUAAUAGGAAGAGCCGGAAGAGGUAUGGCAGAGGCUGAAAGCCCUGUCGUCGAUGCUUAUAAUGGUUCUCCUGAGUAG
Penicillium mononematosum is the source of this 309-nucleotide messenger RNA. RefSeq lists its product as uncharacterized. The record is from RefSeq and is a predicted model, not a curated record. NCBI's taxonomy places the organism in Eukaryota, Fungi, Ascomycota, Eurotiomycetes, Eurotiales, Aspergillaceae. The transcript has 2 exons. The coding region runs from base 1 to 309 and encodes 102 amino acids.